GCCAAUAUGAAGCUUCUACUGGUGCUACUGUCGGUUAAUAUUCUUACUUUUUGUUUGACUGAACGCCUGAGGUUCGAUAAUUACAAAGUUUAUAGAGUGAGCCCAUGGAAGGCGAAUCAACUGGAGGAACUUCAAUCUUUGGAGACCAAAAGCGAAGAUGCUAUAGUUUUGAACAAUUUACAUCUUGGUCCAACGGAUUUUCUAGUAGCUCCAAGUUACGAUGAAACUUUUCUUAAGUUCCUCAAAGGCUUGGAACUUUCUCCUGACCUUAUCGAUGGGAACGCCCAGGCCAGCUUAUCCUUGGACAUAGAGCCCGUUGCGGAUGCUAACCGACGAAGUGAUGAUUACUCAUGGAGUGAAUACCAUGAACUUAAUGACACACAUCGUUGGAUGCAGAAUCUUGUGGCUAAGUACCCGGACAUCGUUAGUGUCUUUGUGGCGGGUCAAAGUUAUGAGGGACGUGAGCUUUUGGGACUGAAAAUUAAUCACAAAAAUGGUAGAGAUGAAAAACAAUCAAUUUUCUUGGAGGCUGGAAUGCAUGCUAGGGAGUGGAUAGGUCCUGCCACAGCCACCUACUUUGCCAACGAGUUGCUAAGUUCCCAGCAGUCACAGAUCAUGAGUCUAUCCAGAUCUUUUGUUUGGUACAUUCUUCCCCAUGCAAACCCAGACGGAUAUGUCUACACCCACAAAACGAACCGCAUGUGGCGCAAGACACGAAGUCCCCAGGACAAGAACUGUGUUGGCACGGAUCCAAACCGGAACUGGGAUUUUCAUUGGCGUGAGGUGGGAGCAAGUUCUGAUCCGUGUUCAGAGUCAUAUGCCGGACCUAAGGCCUUUUCUGAACCUGAGGUGGAGUCUCUCUCCCAGUACCUAAAAACUCUGCCGGAGCCCAUGUUCAUGUACCUCUCGCUGCAUUCCUUCUCUCAGUUGUUGCUAUAUCCCUAUGGACACACUUCCACUCUACCAGUAAACCAUAAGGAGCUGGAGAAGAUCUUCAACGUUGCUGUUGGUGCAAUGAAACGGCGUUACGGAACUCGAUAUACUGGAGGAAAUGUUUACGAUGCUAUUUAUCCGGCAGCUGGCUCUAGCAUGGAUUGGGUUUACGGUGUGCUCAACGUAAAAUACUCCUUUUGCUAUGAGCUGCGUCCCUCCGGUUACAGUUUCUGGACCGGCUUUAGACUUCCCGCCUCCCAAAUUAUACCCACGGGUCAGGAGACCACAGACUCGCUGGUGGAAAUGAUUAAAGCAGCUGCUCAAAUCGAAGGUUAUAAAAUUGAAUAAAAGAGAGAGAUUUUCUUCAAAUAUUUAAGAAGUAGUAUUGAUAAGAUAUGAAAGAAAGAGAUCUGUUUAGAACACAAACUAGAACUAACCUUGUUUGAUUAUCGAAGAUAACUUUGACUGGCUGAUUAGAUGAAUGGUAAAAAUUCGCUUAGUAAA
Molecule: messenger RNA, 1437 nt
Organism: Drosophila eugracilis
Lineage: Eukaryota; Metazoa; Arthropoda; Insecta; Diptera; Drosophilidae
Product: zinc carboxypeptidase
Exons: 2
Coding region: 7-1281 (424 amino acids)
Biological process (GO): proteolysis
Molecular function (GO): metallocarboxypeptidase activity; zinc ion binding
Source: RefSeq, a predicted model, not a curated record